GCGUUGUGAAAUGCUGUGAGCCACGGCAGCAGUGGAGGUAACGGCAUAUUUUCGAGACGCCUGGACUUCAGCUCCUUCAACUCCUUGCCCCGCCACAAGCUCAACUCCUACCACAUCAAGAUGGAGGACGAAGGUAACCACGGCAACGACGACACUCGUUGCUUCAUCUUGUCCACGUUGGCAGCACUGCACACAUCUCGCGUGGCGUGUGUGCUUUGUCAGUCUCCAAUGUUGGUGUUUGACCGAUACCCUCUGGUGGAUGGGACUUUCUUUCUCAGUCCACGUCAACACAGCAAAUGUUGCCUGGAGGUGAAGUUGGAAGGGCGGACGCAGUUCCUGUCGGCGGUGUGCAUGGCGUGUUUGGAAGGAUGGGGUCCCGGGCGCACACUCCGCUGUGUGUAUUGCAGCACACCCUGGGACGGUUCGUCCCUCGUGCUCGGCACCAUGUACUCCUAUGACGUCUUCGCAGCUAUGCACUGCUGCCCGGAGCGGUCCAAGUGCAACAGCUGUGCCAAGCCAAUCCUGCCACCCCACCAGAGACUCAACUUCUACUCUGACUACAGUCAUCCUGUGCCAUGUCUGCACUGUGGCGCUGUGGACACACACUUUGUGAAGCCCCUGUCUCUCUGCUACACCCGUGACGUACUUCAGGUUUGGCCAUAACAGUGUUAGCACAUUCAGGAAUAGUGUAUACAUUGUUUGGAAAAGAUGUCAUUGGCAGCGAAGAUGGGUCGAGAAGGUAAGGUCUGGAGAUUCUAUAUUAUGGCGGUUCAGCGGUGGAUAUGAAAUGCCUAUGAAACCGUCCCUCAGAGUCAUGUACUAACUAGCUGCAUAGCUCAGUGGUAUCAAGUUUGUCUGAAUACAUGCAUACAUAUUGUGCACAACACAACUGCCAUAUUAUUUGUCCUUUUUUAAUGGAAAAAUCCAUGCUUGUAUUUGGUGAUUUUGACUGUCUUUAUCAAUAUGACAUAAAUACUUCUAGUUGUGCAUGGCUGUUUUCAUCUGGAAGUACAGAAACUUUCAUGUUGUGCAUGUACGAGUACAUGUACUUGAUUCAGGGAAGAGAACAGAAUUAUCAUGGCAAAUGGCACUGAUUCAGUGUGACACAUGGUAACAUACUUAACACUAAUGUCAACUGGAAAAACAUUUAGCUGAUUUUAAGCAAGAAAAUUGUGUUAAAAAACUCUGGGAGUGUCAAAGUUACUGAACUGCAGGUCAAUUGCAUUUGAAGCUAUGUGACAAGUAUAUUGUCAUUUAUUGUACAGUUAAGAAAUUGUUCCAACAAUUGUCAUGAGCAAAGAGUCUUGUCAGCGUUUCUUCAUGCGGAUGUAUGAAUGCAGGGUUGAGGUUCAAUAUCUACUCAUGUAGAUGAAUUUAUUUUUUCAUAUUAAAUGUUAUGAAUGUGAUUCUGUGCUCUGGGCAGAAGUAAUACUUUAGUACAUUCAGUGUUAUCAGAUCUCUCUGUCUCCCCAACUUCAAGAAACGUCACCUGUAUUUUAUUUCACUCUUUCCAGGCAUCAAAAUUAUGGAAUUUUGGAAUUAACAGGAUGAAAACAUAUUUUUAUGAUACUGGAGUGAGAGAGGUGCUGUUUGCUGUAUAAUACACUUUUACUGUAAGAACUGCUACACAUGGGUAUAUGAACUUCUUCCUUGCAGCCACAGAUUUGUAAAAUGUGGUUUUCCAAAAACAUUUUGCUCCCUACAUGUCAAAUAAUGAAACUGGAAAGAUUCCAUUAUAUGUAUAAGUCAUUAACAGUAUAAACAAUGACACAUGAUUAUAUAAGAAAUGUUACACAAAGAAAAUAGGAUUUGGUAUAUACCAGUUCUUUGUACUAAUGUCAGAAAUACCAAGUUCAUCAAGAUGCUUUACCCAAAUUGUUCCAAAUCAAGGAAAAGAACCUCCAACUGUAAAUUCCGGCAUUUGAAAAAUAUUUCCUUAAUAGGGAAUGAUUUUGCUUAUAAUUUUGCAUUGGCCAAGCAAUUUUUACUAACAAAUUAUUAUAGAGUGUUGAUAUUUAAAGCAUUUUGCUUCUUUUGUAUUUCUUUGUGCUCUUCCAUGUCCCCUUUCAGUUUAAUACAUUUGUAAAAAUCAAGGCUUAGUUUCUUAAUGUCUUCUGUGGAAGAAUCUGUAGAGACAUUAUCUUUGAGGUUCAUCUCCUUUAGGAGAUCCUUGGCAUUUAAGAUUAAUUUAAAAAUUGUAUUAAAAUUCAGGUCCUUAAAUUUGUAAUGGUAUUUAUUGUAAACGACAGCACAACAUACUCCUGUAGUUUCCCGGUGACAUUUACAGUGCCUCCAAUUGUCUCUACCACCAAACUUGUCUCUUUUAAGAGUAAUUUGAGCAUGACUAUUUUACACGCUAAUUUACCAGUGAUUAAGAAUUAUUGUACAAUAUGAAGUUAGCGAUAUUGAUUAAUAUCUACAUUACAAUGGGAAGCUAAAUCCCUUGUAGUAUAUAUAUGUGUCUGUUAUGUAAAAUUAUGGAUGUGCUCAAAUUAGUCAAAUUGGCAUCAUUGUAAAUAACGUUUUUAAACAAAAUAUUUUGUCAUAUAAAAUUGGAGUUUACAAACAUAGAAACAAAUUUUGUAUGUUGUUGAUGUCAUGGCGUAGUGUUGUAUAAAAUUCUUGCAACUGUAUGUGUAAGAAUUAGCUAGUCAUGUAGUAAUGUAUCAAAUUUAACGCAUGUUGGAUUUGACAUUCUUGCAGAAGUACUGUGGACAGUACUACCUUUUGGGUGUGAUGCUCUCUCUUUCAGUAGAAGUUCAUGUUUGUUGCUUGCAUAGGUUGCUGUUGAACCCUGAUGAUGGAGACAGUGCAUUCUUAUGAAACAUUUGUGAACUUCUACCAGACUACACAGCAUCACAUCUCCAAAGAUAGUGCUCUUCAAUUUUAACGCACACUGACGACACUACAUAUAGGUUAUCCUCAUCAAGUGCAUUUGAGCACAAUUGGUGCAAAAGUAAAGUGGAUAAGAGCUUCAUAAAACAAACAAGUUAAUUCAACCAUAGCACCAGUCAUGUCCUAUCCAUAAUGUUCCUGUGGUUGUCUACAUAUAUCCAUCACUUCAGAAUCAGACGUCUUUCUUGUGGAAAACUGUAUUCACUACAGUAGCAUUGCUACAUAAUAUAUUACUCUGCAGAAACUCUUUUAUAUCUGGUUAUAUAGUUGAGAGAAAAAAUAUUAAUGGAAUUUUUACUCUUUUUAAGUCUCUGCCGUUAUAGUAAGACUAGAAGCAUUGUAUUAGACAUGUUUAUAUGAGUGCAUAAUAUUGCAUAUAUAAUGUUUGCACUUUGACACUAAAUGAAAUGCAGCGCUCAAAUGACUUCCUAAAUGUUAAUUAUUAAAGAUAGCUUUAUUCUGUAACUUGUAUUUGUACUAUUCCAUUUUGGGAGUUUGAAUGAAAAUUAAAAA
This is a messenger RNA of Cryptotermes secundus, 3408 nucleotides long. RefSeq names its product headcase protein (gene heca). Lineage: Eukaryota; Metazoa; Arthropoda; Insecta; Blattodea; Kalotermitidae. The transcript is spliced from 5 exons. Bases 121 to 663 code for a protein of 180 amino acids. The record is from RefSeq and is a predicted model, not a curated record.